GCCCGCCCCGCCGGGCCUAAGGGGAGGAACCGGCCGGGCCUUCCCGCGCGGCCCAGGCACCUCCGGAGUCGCCGCCGCUGCCCUGCGUGCCCCGGACCGAGGCUGCCCCUGGUUGCUUCCGCAGACGCCAUGAAGAUUAAAGAUGCCAAGAAACCCUCUUUCCCAUGGUUUGGCAUGGACAUUGGGGGGACUCUAGUAAAGCUCUCAUAUUUUGAACCUAUUGAUAUCACAGCAGAGGAAGAACAAGAAGAAGUUGAGAGCCUAAAAAGUAUCCGGAAAUAUUUGACUUCUAAUGUAGCAUAUGGAUCCACUGGUAUUCGGGAUGUACACCUUGAACUGAAGGAUUUAACACUUUUUGGCCGAAGAGGAAACUUGCACUUUAUCAGAUUUCCAACCCACGACCUGCCUACUUUUAUCCAGAUGGGAAGAGAUAAAAACUUCUCAACAUUACACACGGUGCUAUGUGCUACAGGAGGUGGUGCUUACAAGUUUGAAGAAGAUUUUCGCACAAUUGGAAACCUCCACCUGCACAAACUGGAUGAACUUGACUGCCUUGUAAAGGGCUUGCUGUAUAUAGAUUCUGUCAGUUUCAAUGGACAAGCAGAGUGCUAUUAUUUUGCUAAUGCCUCAGAACCUGAGCGAUGCCAAAAGAUGCCUUUUAACCUGGAUGAUCCCUAUCCACUGCUGAUAGUGAACAUUGGUUCAGGAGUCAGUAUUUUAGCAGUCCAUUCCAAAGACAACUAUAAACGAGUAACCGGGACAAGCCUUGGAGGGGGUACAUUUCUGGGUUUAUGCUGUUUAUUGACUGGCUGUGAAAGUUUUGAAGAGGCUCUUGAAAUGGCAUCCAAAGGUGACAGCACCCAAGCUGACAAACUGGUCCGUGAUAUUUACGGGGGAGAUUAUGAAAGAUUUGGUCUGCCAGGUUGGGCUGUAGCGUCUAGUUUUGGUAAUAUGAUUUAUAAGGAGAAGCGAGAAACUGUCAGUAAAGAAGAUCUAGCAAGAGCUACUUUAGUUACUAUCACCAAUAACAUUGGUUCUGUGGCACGAAUGUGUGCUGUUAAUGAGAAAAUAAACCGAGUUGUCUUUGUUGGAAACUUUUUACGUGUCAAUACUCUCUCAAUGAAACUUUUGGCAUAUGCACUGGAUUAUUGGUCAAAAGGUCAACUGAAAGCAUUGUUUCUAGAGCAUGAGGGAUAUUUUGGAGCUGUUGGUGCACUUCUUGGGCUGCCAAAUUUCAGCUAAAAAGCAUCAGGUUUCUCUCUACUAAUAAAUGUCAUCCAUGAGGAACUGAAAACCAGAGUCAUUGUUACUGCAUUAUUUGUCACUGGGAACCAAAGGAUAACAGAGUAGCACUAUUCCUGUUGAUUUUUAAAUGUCACAGUGGUAAGCUGCUAAAAGUUGCCAUAUUAAAAGAGAGAGCUUGGUAACAUGUGCAGUAUUUCUAAUUGAAAUGCUUUCCCUUCUGUAUAUAUAUAGCCAGUGUUAAAUCCUUAAAUGCAAUACAGCCUCUGAUUAUUGAGCUUCCUCUCAGAAAAUUUUCUAUUUAUUUUAUGUAGCCAACUAUUGCAGUACUGUAUGCUCAAACAAAUCUUAAAGUCUCUGAAAUGUUUAGCUCCUGAAAAUAAUUGGAUCUGAAUAUUUGUUACAAGUGCGUUCUGUGUGUAUUGGUUACUACUAAGUGGAUGGUAACAUACCCUGUAUCAAACUUAUUGAAAUGGCUAUCAAAGAUGAUCAUUUUUUUUUUGAUUUUAGAAAUGUUAAGGCAAUAUUAAUUAUUCAUUCUUGUAGUUUUCUCAACAUUUCCUUCACCAAAAAAGCAUGUUUAUAUGAUAUUUUCCCAGAAGUAUAAACUUUUUCAAAUGCCAUAAUUUAAUUGAAAUACUAUUAUUAAAUAUUAUCCUGAAUUUUAAGAUGAAUCCUAGAAAAUAACAUAAUCGGUGAUAAUUGCACUUUCUGUAUUUUAUGUUAAUCAUUAUACUUGAAAAAUGUUUUGUAUCCUUUAAUUAGAGGCUUAAUUACUUAUUUGAAAGUCCAUUUAAUGAGGUCCUAGGACUAUACUAAUAGAAUAUGGUUUGUGUGCAUUGAUAGAGACCUGUGCUCUUUCUAUACCACAUUUAUCUCGGGCCUGAACGUAGUCAUUUCUGUUUAAUUAGGUCUGAAACUUCAAAACCAGAGACUUUAAUCUAUUAUGAACAGCAACAAGAUCACAUUUAAUCACAUUUAUUCUAAAGAGAUGUUAUGGAAAUCUAAAAGAUGAGUUGUUUUGAAACUGUAGGAGUCUGAGGCAGUAUUGCAGAAUUAGAAAAGGAUCAGUGUUUUAUACAUUCUGGUAAUAAAGGCAUUAUAGUUCCAAAAUUUGUAAAUCCUCUUGCCUUGGAAUUUGUUUUCUGUUUUGAAGUCAUUUUUUAUAAUGUUAUUAAUUUUUUCAGAUUUUUACUUUGACAUUAACGUUUUUGGAGGUCCAGGAGUUCAGCAAAGUUGUUUAAGUCUGUUAAUUAAUUAAUUGGUUUAAGAAGUAGAUUUGGGGAAAAUAUUCACCUCCUUAAAUUACCAGUAAAUGUGGAUGUGCUUUGAAGAGCUUAAAAAUUGUUUACAUUAUAGGAAGAAAGAAGUAUUUAUAUGUUUUUAUGGAACAUAAUUUUUUUCCAUAAAAAACAAUGUGCAGUAGAGGUGCUUGAGACAUUUCUCCUUAUAGUUUUCAAAUUUUGUGCUCAAAUAUUUAAAAUUCAGUUUUAUUUAUUUAAAGACAUGAACAUCUGAAUAAUGAGAGUGAUUUAAUUUAGAGGGAAAAGCAUGUAAGGUAAUUUUUUAGAAUUUAGAAUAUUUGGAACUUUGAAUUCAUGUUAGGUCAGUAAGUCAUUUUGAAAAAUCUACAAUGACUAAAUGUUUCUUACUUUAAUGUUUCCACUGUUGUAGCUAGAUAUUUCUGUUAUUACAAAAAGCCAUGCAUUCAGUUUAUUUUAAAAUUCUGUGAUUUGGACAUUUGUAUAAAAAGUUUUUAUUUUUAAGUGAUAAUUUCAAGUUGUAUACCUAUGGCAAACUAUAUUAACAGCUGUAGAUCUGGGGCUGUCUUUAAGAAAGAAAUGGAAGGGUCAAAGUCCAUGUAAGUUAAGUUGAUCAUUGCUUUUGUUAAUUUGGGACUGUGUUUCAUACUUUUGUCCUUUGAAACUGAAGUUACCUGUUAAAAUGCAUAUACAGUGAACAACCAUUUCACCACUGUUGAUCUUGGCUAUUCUCAUGUAUAAUCAAGAAUUCCUGGAGUAAUAAGCAUGAACACAGAGUUGUGAUAGACUGCCAAGAUUCUAGGUUUUUGUUUUUUUUUUUUUAUAGCCUCACAAAAUUCUUUGUAAGCAUACAGUGGUAAAUAGGUUUAGUUCUAAGCCCAAUCAGCAUAAUGCCUAAAAGCUCUCUUUCUAUUAGACUGUACAGUUUAAGAACAUAAAGUGUAAGCCAUAUGUAAUUUGACAUUUUCUAGUAGGCACAUUUAAAAAGUAAAAAGAAACAGGUGAAAAUCAUUUUGAUUAUAUAUUUCUAUUUAACCCAAUAUGUCUGGUAUGUUACCAUUUCAAUGUAUAAUCACUAUAGAAAGUUAUUUAGGAGAUACCUAUUUUUGUUUGUCUUUAAAACCAGUGUAUAUUUAUACUUAGGGCACACCUCAGUUUAGGCUAACCACAUUCCAAGUUCUCAAGAGCCAAAUUUGGGUAGUGGCUACUGUACUAGACAGUGCAGUUCCAGAGCUAGCUCUUAAAAAUGAACACUCUCAUGUAUCCAUUAAAACUUUAUGAAUAAGGGCUUUUUAAAGAAUGUUUGAGAGGGGAUAUGGGAAAUAUUUUUUUUUAUGGGAGUUUUUUUUUUAAAUACAGAAGGAAGGUAAAUAGCUCAUUUGGGCUAGUUUAUUUUACACAGAUUAGCUGUAUUUCUGGCCAAUUCAAAAAUACCUUACGUUGAAUCCUGCCAUUUCAUCAUAACCGUGUAUCAUUUUUACAGUAAUACUGAUAAAGUUGCCCAAGAACCAUCCUGACUGACCUCAACAGUCUCCAGAAUGUCUUUUUCCUUCACUGAAGCAAAUUUGAUGAUUCCAGUGACUUAAAUCCCCCCAACCUUAUCUUUUUUUUUUUUUAAUAAAUUUUUAUUUAUUUAUGAUAGAGAGAGAGAGAGAAAGAGAGGCAGAGACACAGGCAGAGGGAGAAGCAGGCUCCAUGCACCGGGAGCCCGACGUGGGAUUCGAUCCCGGGUCUUCAGGAUCGCGCCCUGGGCCAAAGGCAGGCGCCAAACCGCUGCACCACCCAGGGAUCCCCCACCAACCUUAUCUAAUUGAACUUUGAGAAGACAAUUUUAGGACUAAAAAGAAGCCCGUUUAAUUCUUCAUUGAGUUUUAUACACACAAGAGAACCUUUAUAAUUUUUGGAUUUAAUUUUCAUUCUUAAAAACUGGUAUUUUCAAAUGCAAAGAGCACUAUCUAUUUGGGGACUUGAUAAAGAACACAAUGUCUAGAACUUUCUGCUACCAAUACCCCCUCUCCCACCAAAAUAUUGCCUUUUAACUAGAGGCAUUUAAAACUAAUGGCUUUUCGUUCUAUACCCAAUUUCUCCAAAGACAUAGUAUUAGACUUGCUUGCUUGUCAACAGGGGCAUUCCUUGCUUAGCUACUCUAAUUUAAAUAGGUGGGCUCUUUGUUUAGGUAAAGUCAGUGCCAUUGCCAAUAACAGACAUGGCCGUUGACAGUCAAAGGAGGUUCAGAUUUUUUGCCAAAUAUUAGACUCUGUAAAGAUUCCCGCAUUUUUUACCUUUGCAUGCAAAUGUGAUUACUGUAUUAUAAGUACUAGUUCCUGAAAGUCCCGUGUCUUUAAGAAAAAUGCAGCUAAAGGGAAAGGUUUUCCUCUAUGUCAGAUGGGAACUCUUGCCUUCUAAGAGCAGUCCAUCACAUCUUGCCUUGAUUUCUAAGGUUGCAUUCUUGGGUGGAAAGCUUAGCAAGGCAAUGAUUUCCAGAUGACCUUUAUAACCACUUUGCUUGUUUUUAUAUGCAAAAAUGUUCAUAUUUUGUAUAGUAUAUCUUUUUUUUUCUGUUGAGCACUUUAUGCUUUUUAGUCCGCUGCAUUUGAGGAUAUAGCUUAGAAAUCCUUUCUUAUUUAAAGCCAUGGAAAAACUCUUAAAGGAUAAUCACCAGAAAAAAAAAUGAGUGUCUAUUAUUUUGCAUUUAACUGAGUUUUGUGGUAUGUAUAAACAAAAUAUUAGAAAUAUAUUGCCUUUUUGUAAUACUCUUUGACCUUAUUUAAGAUGAUUUGCCAGGAAAUGUCAUUGAUGUCCUGUUUUCCUAAUAAGGAAUUCAGCCAACUUUGUUUCUAUCAUCAGAUAACCUCAGAAAAUAAUGUGCUUUAUCUGUAUUACUGCCUAUUUUCAAUAUUUGAGACAGUGGUUGUCUUAUAUUUUCUACUGAGCCUUGUAAUAAAGACCAAAAGAAGUAAUUUUUUUCUUCCUUUAAGGUAUUUUUAAUAGCCUAAUAAAAAUAAUGGUGAUAUAAAAAGUAAAUCGCCCUAGCUUUUUGACCAUAUCUAAAAUUCUGAGUUAUUUCCACUUCUGAAAAGUUCAAAUGUCUUGUCAAAGCAGUCUUUUUUGCUUGUGUUACCUCUUGUGUGUUCAGUGGAUGUAGGAUGGUAAGUUGGCAUUAUUUUAGAAAUUGUGCCAGCCAGUGGUCUAAAUUCUUUGUUACUUUCUUUUGUUACAAUGGGAAAUGACUCAUUUACCAUCAGGAUCCUGAAAAAAGAUAGUUGCUCUAUUCAUGGCAGCAUUUGGAAAGAGUAAAAUAAUUUGUUUAGAUACGUGGUGUCCUGUUUUGAAGUUGAUAUGAUUUAUAUAUGUUGAUAGGCACUAGAUUCUGGAUUCUCACCAAACCAGUAGAAUAAUAUUAGAUAUUCUCUCAUAAUGUUAUGUUCUUGCCUAUACUGGCCAAGUAGAUAGACUUAAAGUAAUAUGAGGGGUUUUAUAUAUAUAUAUAUAGUAAAGUGUGUGCGUGUGUGUGUGUGUGUGUCGGUGUAUGUGUGCGUGCACAUGUGUGCACGCUUUUAUCUGUGGAAGUAUCUGGAAUUUUUAUUGUGUUAACUUUAAAAUUAUGUGGACAUUAUUAUAACUUUUCCAUUGUACAAAAAGGAACAUCCCACUAAAUUCAUGAAUGUUUGAAUAUUAGAUAUAUUUGAGAUUUUUAGUGGCCCUUUUCUUCAAGCUGUUUCUUCUUUCUGGUCAUUGUGAGUAGGAACAGAUGUGGGAUAAACUCUUCCAGGAAUUACUGUUUUUGUCAAACACAAUUCUUAGUGAAAUUUCUAAAACUAUUUUAAUUACCUCCAAGUGAGUUGAAAUAUCAUGUGUUCUAGUCAUUUACAUCAAAUAUGAUGAAGACCUAAAAUACUUUUAUCCUUAGAAUUGUCUGAGAAUAAUGAUUCUGACAUUCCCAGCUUGUUAUUUAAAAUAAAUGUAGCAAUGAGUUGAUACUGAGACUUCAAGUACUACAUAGUGCUGAAUGAUGUGUUUGAGGGGAAAUAAUUUUUUUUUUCCUUAAGAUUUAGAAAUCUUUAUAUGUUGGCUCUUUGUGUAGUUAAGAGAUUAAAAUUUUCAGUCAUUUUGCUGCAGCUGCCACUAAUUUUGUGUUUAAAAGAACUAAUGAAUAUAUUUUUCAAAGGAGUGAAUGAAGUUAAAAUUCAAGGUUUUGAAUUGUAUAAAAUAUGCAACUGAAUUUCAAUUCUAUGAUAUUGCUGAAUUUUUUUUGCUAUUAACAUCUUUUAUUCAUUGCAUUGCUUAUAGUUUCAGUAGCUUUCAAAGAAAACAUUUGAACUUUUACAUAAUUUGUAAAAUAUACAUAAGUAAUGCAAAUAGUUUGGGAUUAUUUUAGCUUUAUGUGUAUCUGAAUCAUGGACAUCAUACAUGGCACAAUCAGUGGUUAUUGCAGAUAUUAAGCCAUUUUGAAAUUUACAACUUUUUUCUGAGGUAUACAACAUUUAGAACAAACACUUAGAAACAAAAGGUAACUGUGUACAACCUAACAUCAAUAUCUUAGUCUCUUUGUCCCAACUCUAAUUAAUGGAAUUAGGAUGUAAGUCUUAAUAAGAAGACGGCUUUAUUAUUUUUUUUACAAAUUGUAUGCUUCCCUUUUUAUUUGAACUAUAUUGAGACUUCCACUUUUUAACUAAAGUAAAUGACAUUUGUCUUAAUUCUGCCCAGUUAUUGACGAAAUCAUAUCUAGAUAUUUGUAUAUUUUAAUUUUACUUAUAUAAGCCAUUUCAGUUUAAGUUGCCUUAUUCUGUCCUUCACAUUCUUCUUGUCAAGUCUAAUAAGCUUUUGUCAUGUUGGAAUUCUUCUAACACUGAAUCUGUGAUGUAAAAAUGUAUGAUGUGCUAUAAAUUUUAUUCAUAAUUAACUUAUAGCCUAUUGUACCUAUAAAGCAUUUCUUGUAAAUUGUCUAGUUUAUUUUUUCAUUUAUGUACAUUUUCUUAUGUAAAUUUUUAAAAUACUUGUGGCCUGUUCUGUAAACAUUCCUGUGCCCUUCUCCUUAAUGCUUAUUUGCAUGAAAGAAACUUAGGUUUUGCUUGUUUAUAUUGGAUGGCCAUUAAGCCAACUUCUGUACUCUCUGCCUUCUUUCCUGUAGUUUAACUUUUUCUAGUUUUGUUCGUAUUCUAAAUAAAUGUUAAAAUCAUUCUUUUUAUUUCCUACUUUCCAAAUAAAUUCUCUAAGUUGUUUAA
Molecule: messenger RNA, 7729 nt
Organism: Canis lupus familiaris (dog)
Lineage: Eukaryota; Metazoa; Chordata; Mammalia; Carnivora; Canidae
Gene: PANK3
Product: pantothenate kinase 3
Exons: 7
Coding region: 130-1242 (370 amino acids)
Biological process (GO): coenzyme A biosynthetic process
Cellular component (GO): cytosol; nucleus
Molecular function (GO): ATP binding; pantothenate kinase activity
Source: RefSeq, a predicted model, not a curated record